This is a messenger RNA of Morone saxatilis (striped sea-bass), 1083 nucleotides long. Its product is annotated as prolactin-releasing peptide receptor-like. The coding region runs from base 1 to 1083 and encodes 360 amino acids. Gene Ontology annotation, biological process: G protein-coupled receptor signaling pathway. Gene Ontology annotation, cellular component: plasma membrane; neuron projection. The record is from RefSeq and is a predicted model, not a curated record. The transcript has 2 exons. Gene Ontology annotation, molecular function: neuropeptide Y receptor activity; neuropeptide binding. NCBI's taxonomy places the organism in Eukaryota, Metazoa, Chordata, Actinopteri, Moronidae.
AUGGAGGGUAAUCACAGUGUCCUGACCGGUAGCACACAGCCGUCUGUGUCAGGAGAGCAGACAGACGGACACGUUUAUGAGGUUGCGGUACAGAACAACUCCACCAACCACAGCUCUGGGUUUGCAGAUGUGGCUCUGCUGCAGAUGUUCAAGCCCCUCAUCAUCCCCUGUUACGUGCUUGUUGUGGCAGUGGGCGUCUUUGGGAAUUAUCUGCUGCUCUAUGUCAUCUGCCGAACCCGCAAGAUGCACAAUGUUACCAACUUCUUCAUCGGAAACCUGGCCUUCUCUGACAUGCUGAUGUGUGUGACCUGCGUACCUUUUACUCUCGCCUACGCCUUCAACCCACGUGGUUGGGUUUUUGGGCGCUCAAUGUGCUAUCUGGUGUUCCUCAUCCAACCAGUCACAGUCUAUGUUUCAGUCUUCACACUCACUGCUAUUGCUGUGGACAGAUAUUAUGCCACAGUUCAUCCCCUGAAGAAGCGCACCACUGUGGCCACCUGUGCCUCUGUCCUCACUGGCAUCUGGCUGCUGUCCUGUGGGCUGGUGGCUCCAGCGGUCACCCACACCUACCACGUGGAGUUCAAAGAUGAAGGCUUCACCAUCUGUGAGGAGUUCUGGUUGGGGCAAGAGAAAGAGAGACGUGCUUAUGCAUACAGCACCCUGUUGGUCACCUAUGUCCUGCCAUUAUCAGCUGUCUUUGUGUCUUAUCUCUGUAUCACUGUCAAACUGAAGAACUGUGUCGCACCAGGCCACAGAUCACAAAACCAGGCAUGCGCUCAACAAGCCCGUAAGAGGAAGAUCUUUCGUCUUGUUGCACUCUUGGUGUCUGCCUUUGCAGUGUGUUGGCUUCCUAUUCAUGUAUUCAAUGUGCUGCGAGACAUAGACAUCCACCUCAUUAACAAGCGCUACUUUUUACUCAUCCAACUGCUUUGCCACCUGUGCGCCAUGAGUUCAUCUUGUUGUAACCCCUUCCUCUAUGCGUGGCUGCACGACCGCUUCCGCGCCGAGUUACGGAAGAUGUUCAAGUGCCAUCAUCGCAUUGGAGUGCCUGCAAAUCACUGUGCUGCCAGUGUGGUCUUGUAA